Molecule: messenger RNA, 5566 nt
Organism: Entelurus aequoreus (snake pipefish)
Lineage: Eukaryota; Metazoa; Chordata; Actinopteri; Syngnathiformes; Syngnathidae
Gene: shank2b
Product: SH3 and multiple ankyrin repeat domains 2b
Exons: 17
Coding region: 1-4686 (1561 amino acids)
Cellular component (GO): dendritic spine; postsynaptic membrane; postsynaptic density
Molecular function (GO): ionotropic glutamate receptor binding; synaptic receptor adaptor activity
Source: RefSeq, a predicted model, not a curated record
AUGAGGCAAGCCAAGAGAGCGCCAAAGGAAGUCCAAGGGAAAAUCUGUCCCUAUAAUGAACAGUCCCAGUGGUCCGUUCCUGUUCUGCUGACAUCUUUUGCAUUGGACUUUUCAUGUCAGUGGGGUAGCUGUGCCAGGGUGCUGCUUGUCCGUGGAGCUGAUAAAGAAGUGAGGAACUACAACAGCCAGAGUCCUUUUCAGGUUGAUAUUAUAGCUCGAAAUCUUGAGGUUGCUGAAUUUAUAAAGAACCACAAAGAGGCUGAUAUAGUGCCUUUCCGCGAGGCUCCAGCAUACUCCAAACAACGCGGAGGCCCGCAAUCUGGCAACAGUGGAAACAGCCAGUCACCCACGUCUUUAUCAGCUCCACGAGUUUUGCUGCGCUCCAACAGUGACAACAACUUUACAGUCAGUCAGUACCAGCAGCACGGUUCACCCGGCAAUUGGGGGACCCAUUUUCAGCAACACCCAAACAGGCCCCCUCAGCAGGGUAACUCACAGCCUGGCUCUUCAGCGUUACAUCGCAGCUUGUCACCCCAGCUGCUUCAGCAGAUGCCCAGCGGCAGCCCCAAUGGCAACGUGGUGGUUCGAACCAUGGGAAGGGGGGCACGAAGCCGGUCACCCUCCCUCAGCAGGCUGGGGGAAGAGGCCCGACGGGCAGUACCCACUCAGCGUCAACCAAGUCCCAGCAGUCAUGGCGAGGCAGUAGGAUUCAGAAGGAAGCUGUACAGUGCGGUCCCAGGGAGACACUUUGUGGUGGCUCGUCCUUACACGGCCCAGGCCGAAGGAGAAAUCAACCUCUACAAGAAUGAUCGAGUCAAAGUUCUCAGCAUCGGAGAAGGGGGCUUCUGGGAGGGUAGCACCCACGGCCAGUUGGGCUGGUUUCCAGCUGAUUGUGUGGAGGAGAUCCCGACAAAGGCCACGGAGGAGAGGAGCUAUUCCAGAGCGGACCGUGCUGACAGAAGAAAGCUCUUCAGACACUACACUGUGGGUUCCUACGACAGCUUUGACGCCUCAAGUGACUGCGUGGUGGAUGAGAAGACAGUGGUGCUUCAGAAAAAGGAGAAUGAAGGAUUCGGCUUCGUUCUGCGCGGGGCAAAAGCGGAUACGCCCAUUGAGGAGUUUACUCCCACCCCGGCCUUCCCGGCUCUGCAGUAUCUGGAGUCAGUGGAUGAGGGAGGCGUGGCUUGGCAGGCGGGGCUAAGGACAGGGGACUUUCUCAUCGAGGUAAAUCAAGAGAAUGUGGUGAAGGUGGGCCACAGACAGGUGGUCAACAUGAUCCGCCAGGGGACGAACCGCCUCCUGAUCAAGGUGGUGACAGUCAGCCGGAAUCUGGACCCUGACGAUACGGCACGCAAAAAAGCUCCACCACCACCAAAGAGAGCCCCAACUACAGCCCUGUCCAUGCGCUCCAAGUCUAUGACAUCCGAAUUAGAGGAACUAGCUACCCUAAGGAAAAAGAAAGGUGACAAAGUUGAAGAAAUGACACAUGCCCAGAAGACAUCGCCAAUCAAUACAAAGAUCGCCACAAUAAAGCCACGCCCAUCCAGCCGCUGCUUGGUUACGUCUACUGAUCUGAAUUCCAUGUACCAUGACCGGCAGGGAGUAGCAGUGGUACCACCAACUGUACCAGGGGCGUUUUUGGGCUUACCAGAAAAGGCCACACUAAGGAAGCAAAAGUCCAUAGGUACAGCAGAAGAGGAGAAACAGGGAUUCCUUACUCCCCCUUUGCUCAAGUUUUCUCGCAGCCUUUCAAUGCCUGAUACUUCAGAGGACAUCCCUCCUCCUCCAGCCAUUUCACCCCCCUCACCACCUGGCUACAACUCACCUGCUGGCGCAGCAUCGAAAGGUUAUGGUACCACGAGACCCAGCUUCACUCAGAACUCACCUAAUGCUGUGACAACCAUUAGUAGACUCACAGAUGCUGGUACAUUGAGGCGGGGCUAUUUCAGACAGAGUUCAGAGCAUUUUGAGAGCACACGCACUCGAGGGCGUGCACCGGUGCCAGAAAACCCUUACUCUGAGGUUGGCAAUAAGAAUUUAUAUGUGCCAGCGAAACCAGCCCGAAGGAAGGGCAUGCUAGUAAAACAGCCAAAUGUUGAGGACAGUCCAGAAAAAAACUGCCAUAUGCCAGCAAGUUCCUCAGGCGCUGUUUCAAUGCCAACUACACCUGUUGAGCGAACAUGCUCUUCCAUCCCCAUUCCCACUAUCAUCGUCAAGGAACCUUCCACUAGCAGCAGUGGCAAGAGCAGCCAGGGUAGCAGUAUGGAGAUUGAGCCAACCACUCCAGAACAUCCAUCUCUCAUGCCUACCGUUGGUGGAGGUCUGCGUCCUGAAGACCCAAUGUCUCUAAGCAACCCAUUUGCCGCAGCUAUUGCUGGGGCAGUACGAGACCGGGAGAAAAGGCUUGAAGCAAAAAAGAACUCAAUUGCAUUUAAGUCAAUAGAUAUGACAGAUGAUGACUUAAGUGGCCCUAUACCAACCCCUCGCCUCCGCCAGUCAAAGUCCAUUGAUGAGGGAAUGUUUAGUAGUGAUGAACGACUUAGAAGGAUGAUGGCUCCCCCAAUGCACCUUGGACCUCCUGUUGGGGGGGGCAGUGGUAACAUGACAGAUUUUAACACGCCAGAGCCCACAGUUGUUCGGGAACCUCUAAACACUAGAACAGGCCAAUGUCUCAACCUGGACAGUCCUGUUAGUCUCCCAGCCACACCCCCAAAAAGCCACUACAGGGCCAAUGGGACCUACCUUCAUCCUGUCACUGGUAAACCCUUGGACCCUAAUUCUCCACUUGCAUUGGCCCUUGCAGCUCGUGACCGAGCCAUGAAGGAGCAACAAAACCAUCAUCAAAAUCAGCAACAAAAUCCUCCUCAGGUUCAACAAACCCCCAAACAUGAAGCUCAGUCCCUCCCUCCACAGCCAAGCCAAAAAAAAGACCUCAACCAACCACUCUUUAUUGAUACCAAGCUGCGGUCUGGGAUUGAGACAAGUUUUGCUGCAAUCUCAUCAUCAACAAUGGGCCGUCCAGGGCGAGGUGGCUUGCGGAGGCAGAUGACUGAGCAGAAAUACGAGUCUGAUGGGGCACGGGAGGAGCGAACGCAUCAGGCAGUUGAGGAGAGGAAAAGUGCUCCCCCAGAUGUGGCUGACACACCUAAGUCAGCUGGGUUGUUGAUGGUUCACACCAGCACAGAAGCAAGCAACAAGGUCAACAACCAAGAGUUGGAAGGGCAAGACAGCAAUCAACCAUUUGAGCUAAAAGACAACAAUCAACUCGAUUCUCGCAAUGCCCAAGCAUUGUCUGUUAAUCCCCUGCCCUCCUCGGCACGAAGACGGAGCAUUCCUUUUGGGGAAUCCGUGGAUGAACCUGUAAAGCUGCCCUUUCGUAUCCCUCCACCCCCUUUGGCUUCAGUUGACAUUGAUGAGGAUUUUGACUUCACAGACCCUCUUCCACCUCCUCUAGAGUUUGCAAACAGCAUUGACAUUCCAGAUGACCAGGCUAGUGCCAUUGCAGAGAUGAUUCAGCAACAGAGAAGAAACGGGGGACCUCUCCUACCGCCAUACAAUGCCCAUGCACCCCCACCUGUUUCUGAUCAACACAAACGUGUGACAAACAGUGAUCUCCCUUCAUAUCCUGCACCCCCGCCAAACCCAGAGACAGCGGUUGGUGACUCUGGUGUUGAAGAGGUAGACAGUCGCAGCAGUGGAGACCCUCAGCACACAGAGACAACAAGCACAGUGUCUAGCAUCUCUACCCUGUCGUCAGAGGGAGGCUUCUGUGACAGCACCUUAGAGACUCUUCAUGCCACUGUAGAUGGUCAUUCCUUUCUUAUAGACAGACCUGCUGUGCCACCCAAACCUAAAGGCAAAUCUGUCAUCAACAGAACAUCCCUUUAUCAUGAUACCCUAAUUGAAGAACCUCAAGAAUCUUUUGGGUCGCCUCCUCAGGCUAUUCCUGUUCCUCCUUCAUCCUCUGAAUCUUCUAGAACAUCAAAGCUGUGGGGUGAUCAACACUCUGAGAUUCACAGCCCUCCAUCUACACCAGAUACCAAGAACACCGUAAUCACAGAGUUGAGCUCCAUUCUGCAACAAAUGAAUCGCGAUAGGCCGCCCAAGUCAGGAGAAAGCCUUGAUUCCCCCACAGGAAACAGGGGGACCUUUGGAACAAGGCCCACAACUGAAGACUCAGGAAUGCAUAGCAACACCACUGCUGCCACCUUCAUGUCCACGCCUCCGAGCAGCCUUCCUUCUCAGACACACCCCUGCAGCCCUCCAGACUCCGCCUCCUCUCUCACUCCCUGUUCUUCACUGCCCCCCUCGGUGUCACCCACCCUCACGGAUGUCUUCGGACUGCCCACCCCGCCUAUGGGCAGCAGUGGUGGGUACAGCCUGAGCUCCUCAUGCGGCGGGAGCGGGAGCUCACGUUCUCCAUCGCCACUGACUCUCAUGCAGGCGGUGGUGGCGUCGGGGAAGCCCUUCGUUUCCAAGCCCAUGGAACUGUGGAACAAGUACGACGUGGCUGACUGGCUGGAGAGCCUCAACCUGGGGGAGCACAGGGAUGCUUUCCUAGACAAUGAGAUUGAGGGCGCACAUCUGCCCUCCUUACAGAAAGAGGACCUGAUAGAUCUGGGUGUCACCAGGGUGGGGCACCGCAUGAACAUUGAGAGGGCCCUGAAGCUGCUGCAGGACAGAUAAGCCCUGAAAAGAAUGGCAGAGGUCACACAAGGAGCGGGAGGUCUUGUUUUUACCCAACUUUUCAUACUACAGCAGCUCAAAAUCUGGAAAUUUUGUCCAAGUUGAUGCUGUCUUUUGCUUUUUUUUCUCCUCCAUCCCAACACUGCCGUCAGGUCUGCCUCCCAUCUUUGGGGAUGUAGAAAGAGGAUUGGAAUAUUGUGUGUCCUCAAAUAUGUGGAAAUAAUUUGUUUCACAUGAAGACUGGGGCUUACCCAGCUACAGUUUUGGAAUACUGAAGACCUUCUCCAUGUGGCCCAUGUGUGGGUGCAUGAAAACCAGCUGAGCUGGUAUUUGUUCCUUUUCUAUCUUUGCUAGAAUUUGUUCAGAGAACAAUAUUUCUUCACUAGAGUCCUACCGGAGUUAUAUUUCUGGGUGCAUCUAAACUUGUAGAGAAACACUUUUUGCUUUUCACCUCCUUUUGUCAAACAAUGUUAGCUGUAGGAAAUCUCAUUUUGUGGCACACACACUUAAUGCACACAAAUGGACGAGUAAGGUGCCACGGUCUUCACAAAUGCGCACACACUAAACAUGAAUACACACACGCCAAAUGUGGCGUGAGGAGGUUAUCAAAGGAAGUGCUCCCGCCCACAUUUCAAGGUGGCCAACCAAAACAUUGGAGCAGUUCAUCUUGAUAAGACCACAUCAGAUUGUCUACUGCAGGACACCUUUUCAUAUCUUGGUUAUUACUUCACAAGAUGUGUGUGUGUGUUUGUGUGUGCGUGUGUGUGUGUGUGUGUGUGUGUGUGUGUGUGUGUGUGUGUGUGUGUGUGUGUGUGUGUGUGUGUGUGUGUGUGUGUGUGUGUGUGUGUGUGUGUGUGUGUGUGUGUGUGUGUGUGUGUGU